Molecule: messenger RNA, 357 nt
Organism: Setaria italica (foxtail millet)
Lineage: Eukaryota; Viridiplantae; Streptophyta; Magnoliopsida; Poales; Poaceae
Exons: 1
Coding region: 1-357 (118 amino acids)
Source: RefSeq, a predicted model, not a curated record
AUGCCGCCACAGAGAAAGAAGAGAACCACAGAAGAUGAGGCCACGGAAGAAAGACAGCUUUCUAUGGUUGAACCAAUCGAGUCAAGCGGGACGAAUAAGGAAAUGAAGCUCAAAAGAAUUGAGGAUAACUUAAGAGCAAGAGAACUAAAGAAAAGAGCUGAACAAGGAACCUUGAACGAAGCCCCUCAGCCCAUGGACACUCAAGAUGAUCCAUCAAGCAAGUCGGAGGAUGAAUUAGCUUUGGCACUGAAGCAGCUAGAGAAGCUGAAAAGAGAAAAGGAGCGUUUCACUCAAGAGUUACAAGCUCAAAGACAAGCAGCUGACAAGCUAGCAAAAUUGAACGAAGCUAAGAGAUAG